Messenger RNA from Symbiodinium pilosum, 484 nucleotides. Lineage: Eukaryota; Dinophyceae; Suessiales; Symbiodiniaceae. The record is from the annotation of a GenBank genome assembly.
AUGCCGUUCCUUGCUGGCCUGAUCCUUGGAGCUGGCAUUGCAACUGUUGCUGGACUCAGCACAAACCAUAGCAUUUGUGUGAGUAACACGGGCCAGCCAUACGAUCACUGGCACUGUGAUGAUCUGGGGCCCCAACGAGGAUGCGUGUGGCAGCAGAAUCAGUGCGUGUGCAAAAACGGUGGGUGGUAUGCCAAAAGCAGUCAUUAUUGCUGGCCACCAGGAUCCUGGACAGAAGUUCCAACCCAACGGCCUUUGCCUCCUGCGCCACCAACCUCACCGAAGCCGGACUCCCCCAACCUCUUUGACCUCAUGGUGUCCUGGUGUCAGCCCCAUUGGAUUGCAGGGAUCCUCGAUGCCCUCUUUGGCGGCUGUUGCUUGUGCUUCCUGCCUUGUACUCGACAGAACCUCCGUCGCUACAUCCGACGGCAGCCCCUCGCUGCUGGCGCUCCGCAGACUCCUAUGCUGCGGAACCAAGGCCAUGAUG